Mus musculus (house mouse) is the source of this 2744-nucleotide messenger RNA. RefSeq names its product poly(rC) binding protein 4 (gene Pcbp4). Gene Ontology annotation, biological process: regulation of mRNA metabolic process; regulation of gene expression. NCBI's taxonomy places the organism in Eukaryota, Metazoa, Chordata, Mammalia, Rodentia, Muridae. The record is from RefSeq and is a predicted model, not a curated record. Bases 940 to 2151 code for a protein of 403 amino acids. Gene Ontology annotation, molecular function: nucleic acid binding; RNA binding. Gene Ontology annotation, cellular component: cytoplasm. The transcript has 15 exons.
UUGUCCACUAGGCCAGAUGGAGGGAAAGGGAGAUUGGAUUCCCCUCCCCACCCACAUACAUCCAGGUGCCAAGAGACUCAGCUGAGGGGGGAGGUGUAGGUCAGUGGGACCUAUAUGAGCCGAUUACUGAAAGGGGGAGAAUAUCUGCUCUGAGAUGGGGGAAGGGCAGGCUCAAUUCCCCCCCCCCCCCACACACCCACCCACACACAUAUACACACACACACACAACCUAUCCCUUUCCUAGUAAAGGAGUUAAUGGCACUCUGACCCUAGCUCCAAAAGGAAUUUGGCAGGAGAUUGGAAGGAUCACGGGACAGGUUGUUUAAGGGCCAAACGGCUCUCAUGCCCCUCCUCCAGCUGGUCGGGUAGCCUCUCCUGGGAGGACCAGGACCAGGGUCGGACAGUGCGGACGCCGGAGGUAGCGGGUCUAGGUGGGCUGGACCCCGGAGUGAAGGAUGGUGAAGAAGCAAGAGCCGGGGCAGGGCAGAGGGCUGUGGGACAGAAGCCGGGAGGCGCGGCCAGGACUGAGAUGAAGGCUGCGGGGAGCUCCGCAGAAGCGCUGGGCGGGAAGGACAGGCCGGGAGAGAGCCAUACAGGGAGGAUCCGGGGCCCCUGCUGAUGUCACUCGCAGUUGUGAGCGGCCGCCUUUCCCGGGGACAAUGUGGGACUGAGCGGCCCAGCCGCUGCCGCCGCCGCAGAACAGCCCCAGCGAGACAGAGGCUUACAUCAAGGAACCAGAGCCUGGAACUCCCCUAGUCCUUCCCCGCUCCCCCCACUCCACACUAGAGAUGGUUGGUCAUCCUGGGAGGCUGAAAGGCCGAGGCUGGGUCUGAGGACGUUGGGCAGUUUUGUGGAGACCAGGCUAAUCAGCAAGGAGCUAGCUGAGCCACAGUGUGGACACACUCCCAGGCCGCUGCGGCCCCAGCCCCGCCUGACAGGAUGAGCAGUUCAGAUGCGGGGCUGGAGGAGGGGCCCGAGCUUAGUAUCACCCUCACCCUGCGGAUGCUGAUGCACGGGAAGGAAGUGGGCAGCAUCAUUGGGAAGAAGGGAGAGACUGUAAAGCGAAUCCGGGAACAGAGCAGUGCCCGGAUCACCAUCUCGGAGGGCUCCUGCCCCGAGCGAAUCACCACCAUCACAGGCUCUACGGCUGCCGUCUUCCACGCGGUCUCCAUGAUUGCCUUCAAGCUGGAUGAGGACCUUUGUGCUGCUCCUGCAAAUGGUGGCAGUGUCUCCAGACCUCCAGUGACCUUGCGCCUUGUCAUCCCUGCCAGCCAGUGUGGAUCACUGAUUGGGAAGGCAGGCACCAAAAUCAAGGAGAUCCGAGAGACUACAGGAGCCCAGGUGCAGGUGGCAGGGGACCUGCUCCCAAAUUCCACAGAGCGUGCUGUCACUGUGUCCGGGGUGCCUGACGCCAUCAUCCUGUGUGUGCGCCAGAUCUGUGCUGUUAUUCUGGAGUCCCCACCCAAAGGAGCCACAAUCCCGUAUCAUCCGAGCCUCUCCCUAGGUACUGUCCUCCUCUCGGCCAACCAGGGUUUCUCUGUCCAGGGUCAGUAUGGAGCAGUGACCCCUGCAGAGGUCACCAAGCUCCAGCAGCUCUCAGGCCACGCCGUUCCCUUUGCAUCACCCAGUGUGGUGCCAGGACUGGAUCCCAGCACACAGACCAGCUCACAGGAGUUUCUGGUUCCCAAUGAUCUGAUUGGCUGUGUGAUCGGACGCCAGGGCAGCAAGAUCAGCGAGAUCCGGCAGAUGUCGGGGGCACAUAUUAAGAUCGGGAACCAAGCGGAGGGUGCUGGGGAGCGGCAUGUGACCAUCACUGGCUCACCGGUCUCCAUCGCCCUGGCUCAGUACCUCAUCACUGCCUGUCUAGAGACGGCCAAGUCUACCUCUGGGGGGACGCCUGGCUCAGCCCCCGCAGACCUGCCCACCCCUUUCUCGCCACCCCUGACGGCCCUGCCCACAGCUCCCCCAGGCCUGCUGGGCACACCUUAUGCCAUCUCCCUCUCCAACUUCAUCGGCCUCAAGCCUGUGCCCUUCCUGGCUCUACCACCUGCUUCCCCAGGGCCACCGCCGGGCUUGGCGGCCUACACUGCCAAGAUGGCAGCGGCCAAUGGGAGCAAGAAAGCUGAACGGCAGAAAUUCUCCCCCUACUGAGGCCGGCCGGCUGAGGCACCGGCAGGGGCAGGCAGGACCGCCGGCAGGGGCUGCCUCCACAUCCUUCCUGCCCAAGGAGACUCCACCAUGGGGUCUCAAGCGCCAGUAAUGCCAGACGCAUGGAUGCACCCCCUACCCUGCCCCAUCUUUGGAGAUCCUCCUCUGAGAGGGGACAGUUUCUGGCCCAGGGUUCUAGGAGUAUGGCAGCCCCAGGGCAGGGGCCCCACCUCUACAGACCUAUGCUUGGAUGCAGAGAAUGGCCAGGGGCUCUCUGGAGCCCUGCUGUGGGAGGGGUUACUCAUGUCCCCUCCAUCCCUUUGGGCUUCAUCCUGCUGUCCCAGUGGGAAUUGGAGGAGAGUGAGGGGCGGCCAGGGCCAAGCUUCUCCUCAUCCCCUGUAGAUCCUGCUGCUUCUACUGAUACCCUUUUGACUGGAAUAGACUGGCUGGGCUUGUCCGGGGGAGGGCAACCCAAAGAGAGGGCUCUGCCUGCCUGUAGGUGUGGCCUGGGGGGCAGGGGCCCAGUCUCAGCAGCAGACACUCUGUACAGUUUUUUCAAUCCCUGUUUUUGAAUAAAUAUUCUCAGCGACCAGAAA